Physcomitrium patens is the source of this 1635-nucleotide messenger RNA. Lineage: Eukaryota; Viridiplantae; Streptophyta; Bryopsida; Funariales; Funariaceae. The record is from RefSeq and is a predicted model, not a curated record.
CACGAUCAUGAGACCAAACGUUCCUUGGGAGGGGUUGGCUGCUCUACAGGUUAAAUAGAGUUGGUUGGCACCUGUUUUACAACGAACGAUGAUGAGUCCGUGAGGCAGGGCAGUUGGUCUACAUAAAUCCAACAGCAUGUAAUCAGGAUGGUAGGAGGAGUUGAACGCACAAAUGUAAAUGAAUGCUGCAUGCCACUAGACUUCAUGUUUAGAGGCAGUAAUGUCCAUCACCAGCUAACCUAACCCAAUAUGCCUGCACAGCAAGACUGAACAUAAUUGUUGCAACAGACGGGGUACUAAUUCCGAGAACAACAACUACCUUCAGUCAGAUCAGCAGUCAGAGUCUUUGUGAGUGACGGUAUGCAUAUCUACCCCCGAGGUGACUCUGUGGUUGAUAAAUUCAAGGGCUGGAUAUUAAUGUCCUACAAGUCAGAAGUCCGUCAGAAUUCAGCGACUAGCUUGUUUUGGAUGGUUAAGAAGAAGGAGAAACCUGUACCGGCAAUCGUGUGCCACCAUUGUAUUUCAAGUUGACAACAGAUCGACUUGGCCUCUCAUCGUCAACGUCGGUGAAGGGCUUGUUCUUCACUGAGUCCAAUUUCCAUCGAGUGAUCCGGUUAGAUUACAGCCUGGAACGGCGAAAGCGAUUUAGCAAUACGUGCCUCCACAUUUUCAAUUCGUUUGCGCAAUUUGCCGGGAUGGCCAGUAGAGUAGUCUUCGAAGGAGUGUGUCAAUUUUUGUACAAGAUGCCGGGUAAAAGAAACAAGAGGGUCUCGACCACCUUUUCUUCGCGUGCAGGAGAGUUGAUCUCUGUUUUGCCAAAUUCACGUCAUUCGGAGAAACUGGACACCACAGCGAGUCGGAAACCUGGAGAACGUCCGCGGAGGAAGCUGAAAACCUUUAGAAGGGCUUCUCUGGCCAAUAUGGGACGAGACCUAGCUCUGGAGGAGCACGUGACCACGCGUCACUCUUGGAGGAGCGAAAGCAGACCAAUGCUAGCCCCAGGCAGAACGCCACUGAAACAAAUUAGGUCCGGAGUAAAGGUCAUAGUUCGGAAAUUGCGAAACUCAUUGCGGCGCUUCAGGGAGAUGGCGAAGGCUACAAACCUGCAGAUUUGUGAUCUGUUUCCUAAUAACCGAAUGCUCAUGCAUGUCACUGCCACUCCCCUUUGUCGAGCCAAGGUAUCCUCGUCGUGGCAGAUGAAGCACCAGCCCUCCCCAGGGCUUGGUCGAUCCCUUCCUCAUCGGUCCUCAUGCUUCGAGUAACCAUGCUUUCAUUGACUUCCGUGUACAUUGCACCCCUUCUAGCCGUCGCACUCUCUCGCUCUCUCUCUCUCUCUCUCUCUCAAUUACUUCUCCAGCUCCCAGAAAUGUGCAGCGAUCGUAUCUUAGAAAACCAGGUAUUGCACAGUGUGAAGCCCCUUCAAACAACACAGUACACUAUUUGGAAGUUGGCAUUUCCGCCGAAGAUAACUUAGUAGCCAGGUGUAUGUCAAUAAAAAAAAAAAAUUGCUACACGUCACGGCAAUUCCGAGAGAGGGUCGAAGCUCAAUAUUUCUACUAUAUUUCCUGUGUUUAUUAUGGGAGGGCACAUUGGGUUGAUAUAACAGUGGUGCUCCUUCAUAUUUUCUGUACUCCG